Messenger RNA from Megalops cyprinoides (Indo-Pacific tarpon), 2913 nucleotides. Its product is annotated as zinc finger protein 770-like. The record is from RefSeq and is a predicted model, not a curated record. The transcript is spliced from 5 exons. Bases 1 to 2913 code for a protein of 970 amino acids. NCBI's taxonomy places the organism in Eukaryota, Metazoa, Chordata, Actinopteri, Elopiformes, Megalopidae.
AUGGCCCAUCAGUGCUCUGAAGGUGAGCUGGAACAGACAGAGCACCUUGGAGACUAUGUUGUGGCCUCAAACUUUAUUGAACAACCCAAGUUCAAACUGAUAUCCACCGAUGGUGUGGUAAAUGCUGACUGGUCAUAUCUAAGUACGAAGGAGACAAAAAAACAAGUUGUCCAGGAGCAUCAAUCCAGUUCAUCUGAGGUGAAGAAUGCUGUGUCACAUACAGACAGAGUCCACCAAUGCACAGUCUGCCUGAAACCUUUCAGCUCACUUGACCAGCUUCAGAGGCACCUCCUUGUUCACAGUGAACGGAAGCCCUUUGAAUGCUCUAUAUGUGGCAGAACUUUCAGACAAAUGGCACAUUUAAAAUUACAUUCCCAAACACAUGCUCAAAUUGAUUUGUCUCAACAAGUUACAGAGCUGAGUCCUGCAGCUGAAAUGGUUUCUCAGUGCAACAAAGGAAAGAUGAAGAUAAGCCACCAGUGCCCAGAGUGUCCAAAAUCCUUCUGUUCACCUUCCAAACUGAGGAGACACUGUCUUAUUCACACUGGUCAGAGGCCCUUCCGCUGUUUGGAAUGUGGAAAGACUUUCAGGCAGCUUUCCCAUUUAAAAACGCACCAAGAAACCCACAAAAAAGCACUUAGCAUACAGAGUUCUUUGUAUGAAAAAGAGACUGUUUACCCACAAAGAGCAAGACUUGAGGAUGAGAACCAUGACAUAAAUCAGCCUUCAGACACCGACUUGCCCUCUUUCAUCUCACCACCAUCUCCCCAAGAACAUAAGCCAUUGGAUUCUCAUCAGCUGUUAAACACAGAUUUUUCAUUAAACAUGACCUUUAGCCAACAAUCUCUGCAGGUGGGACAACAACAUGAAGAAAAUACCUCAGCAGCACAGUAUAAAAAUGAGCAGAACACUAAGGAGCAUCACAUAACUCAAAAAGAAGCAUUAACUCAAGAAGAAAUGAGACCCCUUCAAUGCCUUGUCUGUGGUAUAACAUUUCAACAGAUAUCUCAUCUGAGAAAGCAUCAAUGUAAGCAGCUAAACCAGGACAAGUUUACAAGUCAAGAUAAGGACAUAGCGAGUAGUUUGUCUCUAUCUGCUGAGCCUCACCAGGAAUUGAUGGAGCAUAAUAACGCAGAAGAGGUAAAUGCUUUUGAUCUCAAUAUAAUUGUGAAACAAGAACACUGGGUUCCAAGUAACAGCGGGGAUCAAGCUGCAGUGCCUGAGGGUGUAACGUCACCCAAGCAAUCACAGCUACCGCCAGCAAUGGAUAACUUUAAGACUAAACAGACCCUCAAGAGGAGGACCCAUCAGUGUGCUAUGUGCCUGAAAUAUUUUCCAACUCCUUCCAAACUCCAGCGGCAUUUCCUUAUUCACACAGGGCAAAGGCCUUUUGGCUGUCAUAUUUGUGGGAAGAGAUUUCGUCAGCUGGCACACUUGACGUUACAUUCUCGCACACAUUGUCGUGCAGGUCGUGCGAAACUGAAAAGGCCUAUCAUGCACAGCGGCUCAUCUUCUUUCCAAAUCAAAUAUGAUCAUGUGUCUUCAGCAGCAUCAUUCAUGUCUGAUUUUCUCCUGCAUGACGACACAAUUGAAAAAUCUGAACCCGGAGAGCCUCUUCUGAAGAGCACUGACCUUAGAAUGCCUUCAAAGAGAAGACUUUACCGGGACAAUGCGAUUGACUCUGAUAAAAAUAAAAAUAGAACAGGGCUGAACAAUGAAGCUGCUUUUGAUUCUGAGAGGAGUUACAGCCGUGUAAAACACCAGUGUUUGUUCUGUUUCAAAUGCUUCACAUGUCCUUCCAAACUUCAGAGGCAUAAUCUGAUACACACUGGACAGAGACCUUUCCGGUGCUUUCUGUGUGGGAAAACAUUCAGGCAGGCUGUACAUCUAAAAGUGCAUCAGCAAACCCAUAACAAAUGGAGGCCUUUCAGAAGAGCUUCUCGCCAGGAAGAGGUUGUUAAGAUGGACACAUCCAGUGAGCAGGAGCGGAAUAAGCAGUCUAGCUCUAAAGAAGAGUGCAGUAUCACAGGUUACCCUCAGAGCAAUUUUGCCACAUCUGACAGUCCUCAUCACGGAACAAUAGAUGAUGCACAUAAAGAUUCAGAUUGUAAAAUGAGUAUAUCUGAACCUGACUUAAAUGCUCUUGCUGAGCAAGUUGAGCUCAGUGCAAUCAUUAAAUCAGAAGACUGGCAUCCUGCUAACAGUAGUGGUACACAGGGUACAUCCAACAAUGGAACAACACCAACUAAGCAAAGCCAGCUGCAGCUGCUAUCGAAAGAAAAAGUAAAUCAGUGCCAGAAACAAAAUACAAAGAGUAAUCAAUGUGUCACAUGCCUGAAAUGUUUCUCAACCCCUUCAAAGCUCCAAAGGCAUAUCCUGACUCAUACUGGACAGAGACCUUUCAGCUGCCAUAUUUGCGGGAAGAAAUUCCGUCAACUAGCUCACGUGAAAUUGCACAUUCACACCCAUAAUUUGCCCAGACUUACACAACAGAAAAAGGCCAAUAAGGACAGCAAUGCAUUUUCCCGGCACCAAAUUCGACAUGACAGCUUAUUAUCAUUACCAACAUUAAACCCUGACCACCUUCUGCAUGAGAAUACACCUGAGAAAAGAGCGGAUGAGACUCUUCAGGUGAGCCUGAGCUUGAGUGCACCUUCAGGAACAGGGCUGAAUCAUGAAGCUGCUUUUGAUUCUGAGAGGAGUUACAGCCGUAACAACCCUCCUCCUAUGAAGAAUGCAGACCACCAGGAGCAGACCAACAGUGCUGGGCUGCUUGAGAAAGCAGUGAAUUAUGGUUUAGCAGAAGAAUCUCAGAAAGUCAACUUUUCAGCAUGUCAACCAGCAGGCUUUUCCACCCAGCAGCUGCAGGCUCCCGGCCCGGAAACCACUGCCAUGUCAGAUCCUUACAUCUAA